GGCACACGGAGACCGAAAAUAGAUUGCGUCGCGUACGCACACACUACGGUCUCCUGCGAAGGAAAGGAUCCAAUAAUAAACUUAAUUACUUAUAAAUUAACUUACGAAAUACGACCCUGGUGGAGUUUAGACUAAAAAAGGUUUAAAAAAUCUACCUUUGCCUAUAAAAAUUCUACCUAUAUAAAAAAGUUGAAGAAACUUAGGCAUAAAUCAAAAAUGCGAAUCGUUUUAAUAUAAUUGCAUCCCUUUCUAGUUCAUUGUGAUAGAGUGAAAUGGGAUAUGUUAUUAUAGAGUAAUUAAUUAGUGUACUUUAGUGUUUGUUUUAUAUAGUGAUAAUGUGGUUGAUUUUGUGUUUGUUUAUCCUGCCGAUGCGGUAUGCUGAUGGGUCCCUCGCAGACCAAAUGUCAGAGAUAACCCAGCUGUGCUGCAGCCAGGGCACGACGUACGCGCGGAACCACUCUUCAGAAGACUGUUCCUCCUCCAUACCACCUGAUGUGCCUUCCACAUUUGGCACACUAUGCAUCUUUGCCAUGGACCAGUGUUGCAAGGAAUACUUUACAAAGAAAACAGACUGCGAGACUGGAAUUGAUUUAGCGACGAGCUCGACGACCUGUGCUUCAAUGAAGGACACCGGAAAAAGAUGCUGUGACCAAUGCAUGUCAGGAAGGACUGUGGGUAGGACGCGUGGAAGUGCUGCUUGUUCGGCGAUGGUACACGGCAAGAGUGGAGAGCAAUUGUUAGCUGGUGACGCUUUUACUCAGUGCUGCAAGAAUGCAGUUGAAAAUGAGAGCAGAACUCCUAGCAGAAAUACCACAACACUAUUCAAGAAACCGACGGACUACGAUUUAUCCCCAGUGGCAUCGGUUUGCGAAGAAUAUGCGCCGAAUGAGCUGUGCGCUCAUCAUUGCAUACCCAUACCCGGUUCCUAUAAGUGCGAGUGUAACCCUGGGUUCAUGCUUAUGGCUGAUGGGAGGAAUUGUCGAGAGGUCACAAAGAACAGGUGCAAGCCCCACAAUCCCUGCCAACAUAAAUGUAAUGACAAUGGAGUGCAAGUGAAAUGCUCUUGCAGGAGAGGAUACAAGCUUAUGGCUGAUGGAAAGUCGUGUGAAGAUAUUGACGAGUGUAUUCUGGAUCCGCCAGUAUGUCUUCCUAACACAAAAUGCUUCAACAUCCUCGGAUCAUACAAAUGUAUUCCAAUCAAAAACGGCAAGAGUAAUGGGGAGAGAGGACAUUGUCCUCCGGGAUUUGCCAAAAAUCUUGCCAAUAACGCUUGUGAUGAUAUAAACGAGUGCAAGCUACCCAAUCCACCUUGCCCAAGCUAUAUAUGUGAGAAUACGAUUGGAGCGUACAAAUGUGGAGGAGUUUCCGGCGAUCCCGGCAGCAUUGGUAAACGCAAAACACCAGCAGAAGAUAGAUGUCCCCCUGGCUUUAUUAGCGGCUUGAAUGAGGAAUGCGAAGAUAUCGAUGAAUGCAGCAUGGGCAAGGACGAUUGCAACAAGAUGUCCCAGUUCUGUAUCAACACCCGCGGCUCCUUCUACUGUCAGGACAAGGUGUCCAAGCAUUGCCCGCCUGGAUUCAAGACUAACUCAAUCACUAACAAGUGUGAAGACAUCAAUGAAUGUGAAGAUGGUCAAGAUAUUUGCAGACCAGAUCAAGUCUGUGUCAAUGUGCCAGGGGAAUACGAUUGUAAGCCCAAGGUCAAUUCCAGGAUAAACAAAUAUGAUUGUCCAGAUGGAAUGAGGAAAAACCAAGCAACCAAUGCAUGUGAAGAUAUCGACGAAUGUGCAGAAGGGACACAUCUCUGUGAUCAGUAUCAGAGCUGCUUGAAUACCAACGGUAGUCACGAGUGUGAUUGCAAGCUUGGAUUUGAGUUGGACCCUAAAACAAGGGCUUGUGUUGACAUUAAUGAAUGCGCGACGGAGCAAAACAACUGUAUACCUGAGACACAGCGGUGCGACAACACAGUCGGCUCAUUCCUCUGCGUCCGAUUCAUUUCCUGCGGCACUGGCUAUACCUUACAGCAUUCCUCUAGCACCUGUGAAGAUAUUGACGAAUGUGCCCUCGGUAUCCACAACUGUGAAAGAGCAGGUCCCGAGUACCAAUGCAUGAACAUACCAGGAUCGUUCCGAUGCCAGAAACAAGCUCCUCCAGCACCUGAAUACGAAUACGAAUAUUAUGACGUGGAUGAGGAAGUUGAACCUAGCGAAAAUAAGACUGAAGUUAUAACCACUACAACACCAGCACCAACAACAACAGAAACGCCUCAAACAGCUCCAAGAACAACGCCUAUACCUGUAACUAUACCAACAGAACCAAUACCAGAAGAACCCAAAGUUGAACUAAAAAGACCAGAAGAUAAUUUUAUUGAUAACAUCAUAAAUAUAAAUUUUGAUAAGGAAGCAGAUAAAACGAACCCUAACAUAAAUGUUUACAAACCCGAACAACCUAGACAACCAGAAUACCCAUAUCAACCACAACCAAACUAUGAAAAUCCUGAGCCAAAUACGAAUUACAAUAAAGAACCUGAGCAACCUAAAGAACAAGAACCGAACAGAAAUAUCUAUGAAACGGAACCGCCUAGACAACCGGAAUACCCAUAUCAACCACAACCAAACUACGAAAAUCCUGAACCACAACCUACAGAGAAAAUUCAACCACCAGAACCUGUUGAACCAAGACAACCGAACUAUUACAGUCCCAUUGAUCAGAAUUCUAUCGAACCAAGACAUCCAAACUAUUACGAACCAACUGAGCCUACAAGAGUAACCGAGCAAGUCACGCCAGAAAUCGACAAUAGUAUUCCAGUAAUAUAUCCUGGAAUCUCGGAAACAACCUAUAGCCCGAUUCCAGAAUAUCCUACGUCACCGAAAUUCGUGAAUGUUUUUGUUGAUCAAGGAACUGCUCGUGUAAAUGGAGAGAAAAAUGAAGAUGGCUCGGUUUCAAUAGAUACGAAAGAUUUACCGAAAAACGAGUGGACGAAGAUCAGUGAGAAGCCAAAUUGCCAAAAUGGGUUCGAGUUAGAUCAGUAUGGAGCUUGUUUUGAUAUCGACGAAUGCGCCACAAACCGCCACAGUUGUUCUGGUCUCACGGAAAUGUGCCGAAACACUAUGGGAGGGUAUCUAUGCGACUGCGCCUUCGGUUUCCGGAGAGACUUACACUCUAUGUCCUGUAUUCCCGUCUCAACUUCAUCAUCCACCACGACUACUACUAGUACAACUACGACUACUAGUACUACUACUCCGGCUCCGACUACAUCUUCUACUAAAAGAAGCUAUUUCUGGAACUUCGAGGGUCAUAAACGGCCGACUACACGACCAUUCAGACCCAGAAGCUCUUGUGAUGUUGGCUACCAUUUGAACUCUGAAACUGGGAAAUGUGAAGAUGUAAACGAGUGUGUAAACGGUCAAGCGAACUGCGCUGCGGCGGAAGUGUGUGUGAACACUGACGGUGGCUUCCGGUGUGAGUGUCCGCCCAACUGGAGGCUUGAUCCUGAGAGGCACAGAUGCGUACCCAAUAGAAGUUACCCGAAUUUAUUCCCCCCAGGGUAUAGGAAUAACCCGGUAUAUCCUCCAGUGGACCCCAAUGAAAUCAUCCCGGGUCCAAAAGGGCCGAGAGUAGUGGCCGAACCGGAGAUCACACAAAUUGAAGACCGAGGCACCGUGUUCAAAUGCCCCUGGGGAACUAGACUUGGUGAUGAUAAUACUUGCGAAGAUAUAGACGAAUGCAUAACAGGGGAGGCGCAAUGCGGUCCGCUUCAGAUCUGCACCAACUUGCACGGUGGCUAUACGUGCAGCUGCCCCGUUGGGCACCGCUGGAUUGGCGACCAUCAGUGUGAAGAUGUUGAUGAGUGUACGCUAAGUGGCAGUGCGCCCAUUUGUUCAGAAAACGCAGAAUGUGUCAACACCGUGGGAUCCUACCAGUGCCGAUGUCAUGAGGGAUUCAAAUCGGCGCCAGUCAAUGACAAGGUGUGCGUGGACGUGGACGAGUGUUCGGAGUCACACCAGGGCUCGCUGUGCCAGCAGCGUUGCAACAACUUCUGGGGAGGCUACAGGUGCUCCUGCCAUCGAGGAUACAGGCUCAAUGCUGACAAUCGGACGUGUUACGAUGUGGACGAAUGUACCGAGUUCAAGAACAAGAACCUCUGCAUCGGGCGCUGUCACAACGAGCCAGGCAGUUACAGGUGCUCCUGUCCCUCAGGGUACCGACUAUCCGAAGAUAAGAGGAGCUGUAUUGAUAUCGACGAAUGUGAAACUGGUGAAGCGCCUUGCGCCCACGGAGGUCAAUACGAGGGAUCCAGUGACGUCUGCCUCAACACCAGAGGGAGCUACCGUUGCUACAAGAUCACCUGUCCGCCUGGAUACCAACUCGAACAGAAGCAUCGAUGCACGAAGAUCCAGCAGAACUGUCCACCAUCUGACUGGGAGUGCGCUCAUCAGCCGAGCACAUACUCCUACAACUUCAUCACCUUCGUAUCCAACCUCUACAUACCGGAGUCUAAAGUGGACCUGUUCACGAUGCGUGGACCAGCGUGGCCAGCGGCGACCAUGCGGUUCCAGCUGCGAGUGGUGAACGUGGACGCGCCACCUACCGUCAAGGAGAAGGCGGAUAUCAACUCUUUCUUAUUGGUCCAAACAGCCAACCAAGCAGUCAUGUCUCUAGUGAAACCCCUACAAGGUCUGCAGAGCAUAGAACUCGAGUUGUCUAUGGAGUUGUACAACAGGGGCCAGUUCGGAGGUAUUGCGGUCGCGAAGAUAUACAUACACGUAUCGGAAUAUGAGUUUUAGGAUGUAAAAAUAA
Maniola jurtina (meadow brown) is the source of this 4797-nucleotide messenger RNA. Its product is annotated as fibulin-2-like. The record is from RefSeq and is a predicted model, not a curated record. The transcript is spliced from 28 exons. Gene Ontology annotation, molecular function: calcium ion binding. Lineage: Eukaryota; Metazoa; Arthropoda; Insecta; Lepidoptera; Nymphalidae. The coding region runs from base 336 to 4784 and encodes 1482 amino acids.